Messenger RNA from Salvelinus namaycush (lake trout), 1799 nucleotides. It is a transcript of the gene gca, whose product is annotated as grancalcin. Gene Ontology annotation, molecular function: calcium ion binding. The record is from RefSeq and is a predicted model, not a curated record. The transcript is spliced from 8 exons. NCBI's taxonomy places the organism in Eukaryota, Metazoa, Chordata, Actinopteri, Salmoniformes, Salmonidae. Bases 130 to 798 code for a protein of 222 amino acids.
UUAUGUACACAUGCCGUUGUCGCAGUGUAUUUCAAGUAACAGGUUCGGUUUUGCGUUUACUGACUUUUUUUUACAUCGAAACAUUUCAGUGCAUAGAAUCGUUUUGUGGCAAUUCUUUAUAGUGUACAUAUGGCGUAUCCAGGAUAUGGCGGGUAUGGAGGAACAAUGCAAGGCAUGCAACUCCAGGGUAUGCCCAUGCAGGGUGGACCCAUGGGAGGCCCACCCCAGGCAGGCUACCCCCAGAAUGGUGGAGGCUACCCUGGGACCUUUGCUGCUCCUCCUCAGCAGCCUGUUAAUGACCCCAUGUGGGGGUACUUUACUACCAUAGCAGGACAGGAUGGUGAGAUUGAUGCAGAGGAGCUUCAAAGUUGUCUUACACAGACUGGUAUCAGUGGCACCUAUACUCCCUUCAGUUUGGAGACAUGUAGAAUCAUGAUCGCAAUGCUGGAUAGAGACAUGACCGGAAAGCUGGGCUUCAAUGAGUUCAAGGAGCUGUUUGCUGCCUUGAGUGGCUGGAAGCAGAACUUCAUGAUGUUCGACCAGGACCGGAGUGGCACGGUGGAACCCCAUGAGAUGACCCAGUCCAUCUCCGCUAUGGGCUACAGGAUCAGCCCGCAAGCUCUGAACGCUGUCAUCAAACGCUACAGCAAGGCUGGCCGAAUCUACUUUGACGACUAUGUGGCAUGUGCUGUGAAGCUUCGCGCCCUCACAGAGAGCUUCAGGAGGAGAGACCAGAUGCAGCAGGGGGCUGUCAACUUCCAAUACGAUGACUUUAUCCUGUGUACAAUGGCCAUCUGAGUGGUGUGGCCUGGCCCGGCCCAUCCCGUGCUGGAGUCAGAGGGAGGGGCACUUCAACCGGCAGUCUGGGGCUCGCUGACCACUUCCCCUAAAUAAUAGGAUGGCACCAAUCAAUAUUAGCCAAAAAUUCUUAGGUUGAGUCCCAUGGCCAACUUAAAACGGGGAAGGAGGUUACAACAGAAACUGCUUGCUUGCCAUAAUGUCUGCCUUUCUUGUACAAUAUGCAGGUAUGUGCAGAUUUGCCAGAUAUCAUAUGGCGUGUUUCUAAAUGUAUCUACUUGUUGUAAAUUCUGUUGCUAAAUGACAGUGGUAGAUUUGAACAAAAAGGGAUAGCAGAGAUGCUUCUACACCUGCAUUGCUUGCUGUUUGGGGUUUUAGGCUGGGUUUCUGUACAGCACUUCGAGAUAUUAGCUGAUGUACGAAGGGCUAUAUAAAAUAAACUUGAUUGAUUGAUGUUACUGAUCUUUACGAUGGUUACUUUUGUGCCAUUUACAAUCUCUGAUCAUACGGUUUCCAUAUUCUUCCCCAUCACUGUAUAUGUUCUGUUUUUAUAACCACUAUUGUUUUAUAACCAUUAUAUAGGUGUGAAUUACAUUUACAUUAAACAUUCCGUACAUUUUGAAGUAUAGAUGUAUAAUAAUAUUUUUAUUACAAAUAUACAGUUAUGCUGGCUUUGCCUUUUUUAAGGUAACUAUAUGCAUCUCUUGAUUUGAAUGAAAUGUGGCCUAAUGCAAUACACAAGUUAAACAUUAGGGCAUUCACAAAUCUAUGAAUAACCUGCACUGUGUUGUAAACAUGCACUGUUAUUCCUUCGCAAAGAAAAGCAUGCAUUAACUACCACCAACAAUUACGUCUACAACUUUUUUUGUGAUAACCUGCAUUUUCAUAGUUCAGGGUGAAAUAUUUCUCAGACAUGUAGUUAAGUGCUUUGUGACCAUUGGGGCAUUCAUCAGUGAUAUUGGUGUUAUUCACAACACAAUAAACUCAGUUUGUAGUCCCUA